Drosophila obscura is the source of this 2856-nucleotide messenger RNA. RefSeq names its product sodium-dependent neutral amino acid transporter B(0)AT3. Gene Ontology annotation, cellular component: membrane. Lineage: Eukaryota; Metazoa; Arthropoda; Insecta; Diptera; Drosophilidae. The coding region runs from base 381 to 2543 and encodes 720 amino acids. The record is from RefSeq and is a predicted model, not a curated record. Gene Ontology annotation, biological process: sodium ion transmembrane transport. The transcript has 9 exons.
CUUUGUAACGGAAAGCUCAAAUCAACGGUCGUGUCGUGAAAAUUGGGCAAAGCUCCGUGUGAAAACGCUGAAAUUCCUCGAACGAAAUUGAUUUGUGCGUGUGUGUGUGUGUCUGUGCAUUUGAUCUAAAGCAAAGUAUUAGAAAAUUGCAAACGUGCAUUUUGGAAUUCACGGCCGCCACCAAAAAGUUGUCCAAAUUGCCAAAAAAAAAAAAAAAACAUUGUCUGGAAGGGAGCGACCGCGUGUGUCUUUGUGCCAUUGUGUUUGUGUCUGUGAAAAAUCCGCCCUUAACAGCAGCCAGAGCGCCAGCAAGGAUCCCGAAGCUAAGCCAAGUUAAACUUUGAAACCACGGCGCGACUUGAACCACCACCCGAGCGUUGAUGGCAGCCACCAAAAUCAUCGAUGCACCGCGCAACGGCCACGAGAUGGCCCCACUGAACACACGGGCACGGGGCGAUGGUACCCACGGGGUGACCAUCGUCCUGACCGCCCCGCAGCGCAACUCGGUGCAGUCGGUGGACAUUCCGGGCGGAGAGCCGGAGCGUGCAGCCUGGAGCGGCAAGAUGCAAUUCUUUCUCAGCAUCAUCGGCUACUCGGUGGGCCUCGGCAACAUCUGGCGCUUUCCCUACCUGUGCCAACAGAACGGCGGCGGUGCAUUCCUGAUACCGUUCAUGAUUAUGCUGAUACUGGAGGGCAUACCGCUGUUCCUCAUCGAGCUGGGAAUGGGACAACGCAUGCGGCUGGGUGCGCUGGGGGUGUGGAACACCAUCCAUCCGUGGCUGGGCGGCAUCGGCAUCUCGUCGUGCAUCGUGACGCUGUUCGUGGCCCUCUACUACAACGUCAUCAUCACGUGGGUCUUCUUCUACCUCUUCAACAGUUUUCGGUAUCCACUGCCCUGGUCCAGCUGUCCGACCAACGGCACUGGAUUUGCGGUUGAAGAGUGCGCCAAGUCAUCGGAGACAACGUACUUCUGGUACCGCACCACCCUGGAUGCGGCUCCGUCCAUGGACGAGCCCGGCGGCCUCAAGUGGUGGAUUGUGCUCUGCCUGAUGCUCUCCUGGACCAUUGUCUUCUUCAUCGUGAUGAAGGGCAUCCAGAGCUCCGGCAAGGUGGUCUACUUCACCUCCCUCUUCCCCUACAUCGUCCUCACCAUAUUCUUCAUCCGCGGCAUAACCUUGCGGGGCGCUGGCGCCGGUCUGAUGCACAUGUACACGCCGAAGGUGGAGAAGCUGCUGGAGCCGACGGUGUGGCUGGACGCGGCCACCCAGGUAUUUUAUUCAUUCGGCCUGGCCUUCGGCUCGCUGAUAGCCUUCGGCAGCUACAACACUCCGAAGAACAACUGCGUCCGCGACGUCCUGCUGGUGUCCGUGUGCAAUGCAGUCACCGCCAUCUACGCGAGUGUCGUCAUCUUCGCCAUUCUCGGCUUCAAGGCCACCAUGAACGUGGAUCGCUGUGUGGCAAGCAACACGGAAAUCCUCGUGAAGCAUUCGUUUCUGGAAAACAAGAACGCCACUACCCUGGAGUACGAGCAUGCGAUGGACAGGCUGAACGACACGGAGAAGACCCUGUUUCAGCUGAGCGAGUGCACCCUGUCCAAGGAGCUGGAUAAUGCUGCCGAGGGUACGGGAUUGGCCUUCAUUGUGUUCACCCAGGCCAUUGUGGAGCUGCCGGGUGCGCCCUUCUGGGCGGUGCUCUUCUUCACCAUGCUGCUGUCGCUGGGACUGGGCUCGCAGAUCGGCAUCUUGGAGGGCAUGCUGUGCACCCUCUUCGACAUAGACAUUAUCAAGCGGGUUAAGAAACAGCAUGUCACUGGCGUGGUGUGUCUAUUCUGCUUUACUGUCGGUUUCAUCUUCUGCACAGGUGCCGGGGAGUAUUGGCUCAAGAUGUUCGAUUCUUUUGCCGGCACCAUUGGCCUGGUGGUGGUGGCCCUAAUGGAGAUGAUUGCCGUUAUCUUUAUCUACGGACACGAGCGCUUCACUGAGGACAUCUAUCAGAUGACUGGCUACAGACCCGGACUCUACUGGCAGCUAACAUGGCGCUACAUUGGGCCCGCCAUCAUGGUCUGCAUUCUCGUCUCGUCCGUCGUCUUUAUGGUCAUCCGAAAUCCCACAUAUGGAGCUUGGAACGCAGAAUUGGGCGUGGUGGAGCAGAAGGAAUAUCCCAGGUGGGUGAUGGGCAUUGCCCUUUCGAUGAUCCUCGCCGGCGUCCUGCCCAUGCCCAUUGUGUUCCUCAUGCGCAGCUUCCAGUGCCUGAAGGUGGAUCUGGACAUACACCAGGGAUCGAUUCGACGCAAUGAGACGACCGCCUCAACCAAGGAGAUGAUUGACAAUGACGACGAUGAGGACGAUGAGAACGAUUACAGCGGACCCGCCCUAGGUGGCCACGUCAAGACCCAAAGCGAUGGCGACUUCUCCGACGACGACGAGGAGGACAAGCCCAUGACCAUGCGGAUGAUGAUGAUGCGUCCGACAACAACAUCGAACGUGUUGAAUGUGCCAACAAGCAGAAAGCAGAACUACAAAAAGGAUGCGUACGAUGUGUAGAGAGGUGUUCAGGUGUGCAGGAGCCAACACCAAAUGAAAUGAAGUGGAACCCCCCCGCGCAGAGACAGCCACAGAGACAGGAACAGAACGAACACAAUGGCAAGUGAAAUAUUAAUUAAACUGAGAGAACGGAGGAGGCAGAGCGAGCAGAAACAGUGCCGAGCUGAGCGCAAAAACAUUUAUAAAUAUUUACGCUAAGUAUUUUAACAUAAUUUAAAGCUAAACUAAGAAACAGAAAGAAUAAACUGAAGAGUUAAUUGAAUUCGAGUUCGAGUGCGUAACUCAAAUUGUUAAAACGUAUUUUAAACACAAA